CAAAGUACAACACCUCACUGCAACUACCGCAGUCCGCAGCUCUCUUCUCUUCUUCCUUAUCCAUGGCGUCUUCUUCAUUCAUUGCCCUAACUAAUCCCUUUACCUCUAACAAGCCUAACCUACAACUCCUCUCCAAUACAACACGCAUUGGUCUUCGGAGGAGCUCGCUGAGAGUGAAUGCGAUCGGAAAGACGUACGAGCCUGCUAAGGUGGUGCCACAGGCUGAUAGAGUUUUGAUUCGUCUUGAGGAGCUUCCUGAGAAAUCAGCUGGCGGAGUUUUGCUGCCAAAAUCAGCUGUGAAGUUUGAGCGCUACCUCGUAGGAGAGGUUGUCUCUCGUGGAGCUGAGGUUCAGGAUGUGCAAACAGGAAGAAAGGUGCUUUUCUCUGACAUAAACGCACAUGAGGUUGAUCUGGGAACAGACACAAGGCACUGUUUCUGCAAAGCUGGCGACUUGCUGGCUAUUGUCGACUAGUCAUCUUACACACUGGAGAAGGAAACAAGACUAAGCUUAACUCGGAGUGCAACAAGUAGCAUGUAUUGUUAUAGCCUAGUUCAGACAGGAAUUCUUGAGUAAUGACAAUGGUGACUAUAUGAGGUCUAAUUCAAUAAAAGAUUCUCCUCUAUUUGGAUGGGGGAGAAACCCUCUUUUAUCUUUUGAGAA
Molecule: messenger RNA, 662 nt
Organism: Salvia hispanica
Lineage: Eukaryota; Viridiplantae; Streptophyta; Magnoliopsida; Lamiales; Lamiaceae
Product: 10 kDa chaperonin 1, chloroplastic-like
Cellular component (GO): mitochondrion; chloroplast
Molecular function (GO): metal ion binding; protein folding chaperone; ATP binding
Source: RefSeq, a predicted model, not a curated record